GGACCACCUAACGACUGACUGACAACUAGCUAUUGUCUAGAUGCUAGGUGCACAUAUGCAAGUGUAACUUAUCAAUCGACUAUUGUUUGUUUUUGUGUGUAUGAAUGUGUUCAUGCGUCUUCUAGCGGGCUAGUUCGUUUUGCUUGUUUGUUGGUUUGUGGUAUAUUGGUUGGAACUGUCUGUUCAAUCGGUGCUUGUGGCAGCCGAAAAACUGCUGUGACCGCAACAGCAGAAGUUGGAGUAGCAACAGGACAGGUCGGUCCUCAGUCGCUCACCCAUCUUCCUUAACAAACGUCGAUGCCGUUAGAACGAAGUGGGAAAGAAAAAUAAAAAACAGGACGUAUUUAACACAGCACACAUUUACAUAUUUAACAAUCUUAUAUUAUUAUCGUGUAAACGGAGCUAGCAAGAUAGGACACUAAUAGAGAUAAAAGGGUCCGCAGGUUCAGAAGCCUGUCCGGUACCGGCCAGCAUUGCACGUUGUUUGUCGAAAAGGCGCGCGCUGGGUAACAGCCAGCAAUCAAAUGGUAACAGUAAAAGUACUAGGUAAGUCAUUUACUGCCUUUCCACGUUUACGGACGGCUCUUCUCGACGGACCAGUAUCGUCUGGUCGGCACAGAGGCACAAAGACGAUAAAACAGACAGACAGCAAACGACGAUAAAACAGCCCAGCAAAAGAGGUCCAUUAAGCAUCGGCCGACCAUAGACGUCUACGGCGCAACUCCUUCGUACUCAGUGGCACACUCAUAUAGCCAUUAUCAAGUGACAGCCGACGACAUCACGCCUUCACAUCUAGCGACGUAAAGGUGCGGACACAGGAGUAAUAUAUCGGAGCAGAGCGUUAGGAUCAACUGAAACAACAGAAGGAUUACAACUGCCCAGUAGGGACUAUAGCCUAAAAAUGAACAACAGUCGAGCCUCUUUUAGGCUCGAUCGAAUUGUGCUGUCGUUAACUCGACACGGUUAUGGAAAUACUGUUAUCGGCAGCAUGGUGAUAUAAUUUUUCCAUUUCCCAAGCAACACAUGCGUACACUUUCAUCAGGACGUAUGUGGAUAGAAAUUAUUUGAUGAAUAUAAGUUUUUAACAAACACAUUUUGGACUCCGGCAGUGAUAAUAACGAUUCCAAGACGGCGGCGGCGGCAACAACAUUCAUCGUUUUAGAUAGCUAUUUAGUGUAGCCUCUAUCCUGCCAAUUAUGGUUAUGGCAGAUCGGUGAUGACCCGUCUAUGAUUAUGGAUUGACUAGCAACUCAAGAAGAAUGAUUGUCGGAUGAAAUGAUUGACCAGUAGUUGUUGCUCGCCGUCUCAGGAUUGCUCGAAAUCGAUCAAGGCACACAAACACGAUCGAAGUGGCCGAAGUACAAGUGAUAAUUGCGCGGAGGAUUUUCUAUUCAAUUGGAAGGGCCUAGUUUACUGUAAAGGACGACCGUAUCUGUGCUUUAUAAAGCUUCAUAUAAUAAUGAUGGACACAAUGGACGUGGUCACAUCGACCUUUUACGACAUGAACGACAAUGACCUCAAGGAGUUAUGGAACUCCGAUGGCUUUGACGAAUCGGGAGAGCUCGGUGGAGGAGCGGGAAGCGGUCCUGAGUGGUUGCUGCCAGGUAGUCCACUGCUAUUUCAGGACCGCAUGAUGUCAGGAUGUGACACAGUCACCGGAGAGCAUUCAUACUCCAGCCAACAAGAGGCGACUGUGGGAUCUCAGGAAUCUGAUGAUACAGUACAUCAGUUUGUGCUGCCUCAUAUCAAAAUGGAAGAAGAAGAUUUGGACUCUGAAAUAUUUUCGGCAGUUCCGGUAGCUACCGCCACGGGUCAAACGGAACUUCGGCCAAUGGAAAUUAAAGAAGAGGGUCCUAGAAUAACUUCGCCGGCCUCGGAAUCGCAGAUGCCCACAGCUGCGCCAAUUGGUCGGAUAAUGAGCGCCUCCGCCGUCAAACGGAAGGCUCCGGCGCGCUCAUCAACGUUGUCACUUCAGUCAGUUGGAAGCAAACCCAGUAAUAGCACAGGCUUGGAUAGCCCUGUUCGGGGAGUUGUCACUCAGAAUGGCCUGGGAAUUCAUCACAGCUGUUCGUCGACGUCUAUCUUAGAGGCAGUCACAUCGAUCACUUGCCCCGGACCAGUUCCGACGCCGUCAUCAUGUCCACCUUCGGGACCUUCGACAAUGGCUUCCCUUAGGGUGAAGUUGGAACCAGGCCUCAAUUGUCUUCCGCCCUCACCACCGUCGUCCGUUUCGAACGACUCCGAAAGCGAUGAAAGCCUUUACCCGCAUGCAACCCCAGAGGGCGUCAUUGGCGGUAACCAUAGCCAACACGUAACGGCUUCACAGAAAUGCAAGAAAUCACCGCCUUCGAAUGCAAUUUCAGCUCAACUAACAUCACAGUUACUUUCAAGUCAAAUGGCCGGAUCACGAUCGGGUGCAUUACUGCUAACCGAAGAAGAAAAGCGGACGUUAAUCGCUGAGGGUUACCCUGUUCCCACACGUCUUCCACUAUCAAAAGCUGAGGAGCGAUCGUUAAAGAAGAUCCGCCGAAAGAUCAAAAAUAAGAUUUCAGCGCAGGAGAGUCGCCGCAAGAAAAAGGAAUACAUGGACGCCUUAGAGAAGAGAGUGGAAAUCCUGACGGCACAGCAGCGGGAAAUGCGAUCGCGCUACGAGCGACUUGAACAAACCAAUCGGGAACUCGUUGAACAAUUGAGAGUUCUGCAAUCGACUUUGGAUGAAGGGGUUGCAACAGAGGAGAACGUCGAAGAGAUCAUAAACAUCACCGAUAUUCCGUCUGAAGAUGUAUCAUGUUAAGACUGUCCAGAUGUAUCUAGCUAACACAAAAAGGUUCCUGCAACCUUUAGAAGUGAAGUAAAUAAGAGGUUGUGCCUUCACCGUCAUCCUGUCCGUAGCCUUUAGUCAACAGAGGAAUUACCAAUGAUCGGAGGACUCGUCCAGUAGCGUUAAAUCCCCAAUGGCGCCGAAACAUCUCGAGAUUGGCACGCUCAACUAAUCUCUAUGUGAUACGGCCAGUAUCACAUUGUUUUUUCCUUUGAGAACCAUAACAACUGAGCAUGCGCGAAACGCAGUUGACGCGCUUCUACGCCGCUCCGAUAACCGUUGGCAAAAAAGCUCUUCGCCGUCAAGUAACCUGUGCCUUAUCGUCUUUGCAAUGACCAUUUGAUGAUGGAAGCUGUCAGAAAACCGCAAGCGGACCAUUUUACGUAUUCGGCUAUUUAAACCCUCAUCAAACAAUCAUCGUUAUAAUUUAGCAAUGAACGAGCGGCAUUCGUUAUUCAGCCCACGUGGGAAAAAUAUACCACCACUAAUCUAACAUAACAUACUUAUGUAGAAUCUAAAAUAUUUAUAAAGUCUUAUAGCGUUCUAAUCAGCUA
This is a messenger RNA of Varroa destructor (honeybee mite), 3375 nucleotides long. RefSeq lists its product as uncharacterized. NCBI's taxonomy places the organism in Eukaryota, Metazoa, Arthropoda, Arachnida, Mesostigmata, Varroidae. Gene Ontology annotation, biological process: regulation of transcription by RNA polymerase II. The record is from RefSeq and is a predicted model, not a curated record. Gene Ontology annotation, molecular function: DNA-binding transcription factor activity, RNA polymerase II-specific; cAMP response element binding.